This is a messenger RNA of Echinops telfairi (small Madagascar hedgehog), 3858 nucleotides long. RefSeq names its product zinc finger MYM-type containing 1 (gene ZMYM1). Lineage: Eukaryota; Metazoa; Chordata; Mammalia; Afrosoricida; Tenrecidae. The transcript has 11 exons. Gene Ontology annotation, molecular function: zinc ion binding; protein dimerization activity. The record is from RefSeq and is a predicted model, not a curated record. Bases 244 to 3678 code for a protein of 1144 amino acids.
UUCGCGUCAGUGGCGCGCAGCGAGCGGCUGUGUCGAAGUUUGAGAUUCCUCAGGCGGCGAGGCCCGGGCGGAACUCAGCUCCACUGAAAUCAGAAGAAAAGCUGUCUAACGCCAGAUUCCAAUGCAGUCAUUCGACCUUCUCUACCAGGGCUGAACUUUACCUUGUGACUGCUUUUCCUGUUGACUAAGUCUGGAAGGAACCCACUUUUCUGCUUGGAUCUGGGUUCCUCUGUAUCAGAUACUAUGAAAGAACCAGGGUCGGAUGAUGACUUGGACAAGGCAGUGACUACACAGCUACUGCGGACGGAUGAAAUCAAGACCGAACCUGACAGUGAUCAAGAAUAUUUUCAAGCCCAACAGCCCAAAAUUCAGGAGUGUGAAAUGAAAGUGAACACUACGUUUUCAGACAGUGCUUUUCAGUUGACUACUGGCAUCCAGCUUUCUCCAGCAUCAUCUGGCAUGAACAAAAUGCUUCCUUCAAUUUCAACCACAGCUAUUCAGGUUUCCUGUUUUGGUUGUAAAAAGGUUCUUCAGAAAGGGCAAACUGCUUAUCAGAGGAAAGAGUCUGCUCAGCUUUUCUGCUCCACAGCGUGCAUCACUGAAUUCAUUUCAUCGGCCAGUGUGCUGGCUCCUCCCAGGAAAACUUGCUCAAACUGCUCCAGAGACAUUUUAAAUCCAAAGGAUGUGAUCAGUGUUCCAGUGGAAGAUACUACUGCUAGCAAAAAUUUUUGCAGCCAAUCUUGUCUCUCAUCUUAUGAAGGGAAAAAAUCAUCUGUUACUCUAUGUAGUAAUAGCAUGUUAACCAAAUGCAGCAUGUGUCAGAAAGCUACUGGUAUUCAGUAUGAAGUAAAAUACCAGAAUGUGAAGCAUAGUCUUUGCAGUAAUAGCUGCUUUUUAAAGUUUCACUCUGCUAACAACCUCGUCAUGAAUUGUUGUGAGAACUGUGGGGUGUAUUGUUAUACAAACUCUAGCUCAUUCCAUGUGCUCCAGAUGGAAGGACAACCCCGGUACUUUAAUAAUUCAAAGACUCUUACAGCAUGUAAGCAGAAACCAGCCAAAAUACUUCCACCUGUACCUUUAAAAUCACUGAGGCACUCAGAUGAAAUUAUUGAGACCACCAAUGACUUUGGCAAGACAGAGCUUUUCUGCUCUCUUAAUUGUUUUUCUGCUUACAAUAAAGCUAAGCUGGAAUCUUCCACAGUAAAUGUUUCCACGGUGCAAGAGGCUUCGAGUGAGCUGCUUCCUCUGCAGAAAGACACGACUCCAGUUAUAAGCAAUAUAGUAUCCCUGGCAGAUCCUCAUGGCGACCUCUCUCCUGGACACUCUGAUGACCUAGAAAAUACAGUUUCUCCAGUAACAGCAAAUGACAUCUCAAAUACUCCGAAGAGUCCCCCCAGUGAAUCAAGCAGUGGUGUUGCUAAUCAUAGUGGGGAACAGCCAAGCCUUUCGCCACCCUCACCGGGACUCAGCCAGUGCACAAUUGACUCUGAGGUAGAUGUACAAAAAGAUGGAGUGUCAAGCCAGGAUUCUGAAGACAAUAUGAAAACUAUGAAGAUAAAUGAUGGACUGUGUCACUCAAAAUUUGCACCCAAAGAUCAAAAAGUUAAAAGGAAAUCACAAAGUAUUAAAAAAUCCCAGGUUUCAAAUCCGCAUUUGGAAAGCAGCAGUAAAAAGGAGGUGACUUUCUGUUACUCAUGCCAAUUGUACUGCCAACAUUUUUUAAGCUAUGAGGGAGAGUCUUGUGCUACCCAUGGGAUUUCUAAUUGGAAAAAAACUCUGGAAAAAUUCAGAAAGCACGAAACAAGUGAGAUGCAUUUGAAGUCAUUGCAAUUUUGGAAAAAAUACCAGCUUUGUGAUGAAGCUAUCAAUAAUUUUUCUAUUCAUUCAAAAAAAGUUGAGGAAAACAAAAACUAUUUAAAGUUUAUCAUUGAAACUAUUUUAUUUCUUGGAAAGCAGUGCUUACCGUUCAGUGGAAAUGACCACUCUGUUUCAUCUAUAAAUAAAGGCAAUUUUUUAGAAUUAUUAGAGAUCAGAGCAAAGGAUAAAGGAGAAGGGACAUUUCGACUGAUGAGCUCACAAGUUGACUUCUAUAAUAGCUCGCAAAUUCAAAGUGAAAUUGUUGAAAUUAUAAAGGCUGAAAUGCUACAGGCAAUCGUGAAUGAGAUCAAUGUUUCCUCCGCUUUUUCUAUCAUAUGUGAUGAAACAACUGAUAGUAGCACUAAAGAACAGCUUUCGAUCUGUGUACGAUACCUACAAAAAACACCAAAGACUAUCUUAAUAAAAGAAAGAUUUUUGGGUUUUAUUGAUACUGGAGAGAUCCCUGAACCCAACUUACAAAAGAUUAUCAAAACUUACCUGCAGCAGAUUGGAGUUGAUGUGAAAAACAUGCGUGGCCAGUGCUAUGAUAGUACCAUUAAUUUAAGGGGAAAAUUCAAUAAAAUUGCAGCAGAAUUCAAGAAGGAAGAGCCAAGAGCUGUAUACAUGCAUUGCUAUGCACAUUUUUUGGAUUUAGCAGUCAUUAGGUUUUGUCAAGAAGUAAACGAAUUUCGAAGUACUCUAAACACUCUUAGUGCUUUGUUCAGCACUAUUUAUAUGUCAGGGGAAAUGGUGGCAAAGUUUCAAAAUAUUUGUAACCUAAGUCAAAACAAGACAUGCAAGAAUCAUUCAUCACAGACUUGUUGGGCAGUCCAUGAUCAUACAUUGCUAUCGGUGAUUGAGGGUCUUCCAGAGAUUAUUGAAACCCUCGAAGUUAUAUCAAGCCACUCCUCACACACAAAUUUGGCUGAUGAGUUGAGAAAUUUGUUGACGUUACUUUCCAGAUUUGAAUUUAUCUUUUGUUUAAAAUUUCUUUAUCGUGUGCUGAGUGUUACAAGAAUUCUUUCCAAGGAGCUACAGGGUAAAACUCUGAAUAUUUUUUCUCUGUCUUCAAAAAUAGAAACCAUCUUUGAAUGCUUAUCAUCUGAGAGAAAUGAUAGCAGUUUCAAAACUCUUUGGGAUGAAACAGAAGAAAUAUGUCAAAAAAUAACAUGUGAAGGUUUGGAAGUUGAAGAACCUCUUCAGAAAAGAAGAAAAAUUCAGAAAAUAACAGAUCAGAGUGAUUCAGAUAGGAUAUUUUCUACUUCAACUGAAGAGCAGUAUAAAACUAAUAUUUAUUACCAAGGAUUAGAUACUAUAUUGCAAAAUUUAAAAUUAUAUUUUUCAGAGUUUGAUUAUUGCAAAAUAAAGGAAAUUUCAGAACUACUAUUUAAAUGGAAUGAGCCACUAAAUGAAACAACAGCCAGACACGUUCAAGAAUUUUAUAAGCUUGAUACAGAUAUUGUCCCAGAACUUAGGUUUUAUCGACACUACGCAAAGCUCAACUUUGUCGUGGAUUAUGAGUACAUCGACUUCAUGAAUCUUGGCUAUUUAUUUAUUCAACAUGGUCUUUACAAUAAUAUUCCUGGUAUCUCACAGCUAUUACAUAUUGCUUUGUCUUGGCCAAUAACUUCAGCAAGUGAUAAAAGUUCAUUUUCUGUCCUGCCCCGCCUUAAGAUGUUUUUGUGUCACAGCACAGGACAGGAGCGGCGGAGCGGCCUGGCCUUAAUGGCUGUUGAGCAGGAACUGGUGAACAACCUGAUGGAGCCUGAAAGGCUCACUGGGAUUUCUGAAAAGUUUGUCGGUCAGCUGAAAGAGAUGUGAUGCUUGCUCAUUUUAAUUCAAGCUUGUGUUUCUGUUGGAGCAGUGUUUUUAUUCAAAAAUGUUCUCUUAAGAAAAGGGAAAUGAUGUGAAGGAAUGUUGGGAAACUGAUUGUGCUAGCAAUUGUACAAUACUGUUUGCUGGGAUUGAACUCCCAAUUAUAAAUAAAUAAAUAUUUUUGGA